AUGGCUAACCUUAAAGUUGCUUACGUCCCAGAACACUUCUCUACUCCGUUAUUCUUUGCUAAUGAUGAGAAGUACUUUGCUGCUAAGAACAUCAGUGUUGAAUUUGUGCCGGUACCAGAAGGCACUGGUCGUUUGAUCAAACUAGUAAGCAGUAAAGAAGUGGACAUAGCCAUUGGAUUAACUGAAGGUUUUAUAGCCGAUGUUGCUAAAGGGAAUGGUGCUUAUCAAAUAGUAGACACAUAUGUGAAGUCGCCAUUAUGUUGGGCAAUUAGUUCUGGUAAUCCCAGGAACGAUAUUCAAAAGCCAGAUGAUUUACAAGGUAAGACAAUUGGUGUUUCCAGAAUUGGUAGUGGUUCUUAUAUCAUGUCAUAUGUUUUAGGACUUCAAUUGAAUUUCCAAGAACCUUACUUCAAUGAUUUUAAAGUUUGUUCCAACUUCAAAACCUUACGUGAAUCUGUUAAUCACAAAACAGAGGAUGUUUCAUUGUAUAGUGAUGCAUUUAUGUGGGAACAUUUCACUUCCAAAAAGUAUUAUGACAACGGAGAGAUCAAGAAAAUAGGUGAAAUAUAUACUCCAUGGCCAUCGUGGGUGAUUACUGUUAAUCAGGAAACUUUAAAAAGUAAAACUAAUGACAUUAAGAAUUUCCUUGUUUCGGUUAAUCAAGGUAUACACCAUUUCUUAGAAAAUCCAGAGAAGGCUACUAAAUGGAUCAGUGACAAUUUAGAUUACAGCGAAGAAGAUGCACAAUCUUGGUUGAAAACAGUUGAAUUUAAUGAUCAAUUGGGUCAAGUUCCAAUUGAUUGGGUUAAAGUGGUGGAAAAAACAGCUGAUACUUUGAAAAUUGCUGGUGUAUUAACAGAUGAUGACGCUACCAUUGAUUCGAGAUUGAAAGCUGGUGUACUUAGUAAGCCUUUGUAG
Molecule: messenger RNA, 918 nt
Organism: Lizanozyma spartinae
Lineage: Eukaryota; Fungi; Ascomycota; Pichiomycetes; Serinales; Debaryomycetaceae
Exons: 1
Coding region: 1-918 (305 amino acids)
Source: RefSeq, a predicted model, not a curated record